UUCUACAGAGAAAAUCAUGGUGUCAAGAAAAAAAUAAAGGGAAGGAGAGAGUGCUUGGCGCACUAGCAGACACAUGGGUCCCAUAUCAUCACUCCUUCCACCACCUACCUUCAUCUUUCCCCUUCUCCCUCCUCCUCUCCAUAACCCAAACUCUCUCUGCAAAUAACACCUUCUUCUCCCAGAAAAUCUUUGGAAGUCCUCUUUUCUUGCUCAUUUUCUCAUGGAAUCUGGUCUUACUUUGCUUGGUACUUCGAACGAGUCUGCAGUGGACGUGGCGGAGGGUGGUGAAGCUGAUAGUGAGCUUGAGCUGGGUCUUGGACUUAGCCUGGGUUCAGGUGGUGCGGGAAAGAAAGCAUGGGGUGAGUGUGGUAGAAUCCUGACUGCAAAGGAUUUUCCUUCUGUUGUUGUCUCUCAUGGUCGUAGAGGAGCUUCUGUUGGGACCAAGAGAGCUGCUGACUCUGCCCCACAUGAAUCUGGAUCCCCUCCUGCUGCCAGCCAGGUUGUGGGUUGGCCACCAAUUGGGGCUCACAGGAUGAACAGCUUGGUUAAGGAGGGGAAAGCCCCAAGAGGUGAAGAAGAAGAGAAAGACAAAGAUGGUUUGAAAAAAGAUAUGCAAUGAAAAAGGCAUAUUGGGUUUGUCAAGGUGAAUAUGGAUGGAAUUCCAAUCGGAAGGAUGGAUUUGAAUGCUCAUUCAACUUAUCAAACCUUGGCUCAGGCUCUUGAGGACAUGUUCUUUAGGACUUCUUCUUUCACUAUCACCUCCAUUAAUGGAUCGAGCCGGGAGAAGGAACAAGCAAAAGCCUCAAAGCUUUUGGAUGGAUCAUCUGAGUUUGUGCUUACUUAUGAAGAUAAAGAGGGAGAUUGGAUGCUCGUAGGAGAUGUUCCCUGGGGGAUGUUCCUAAGCUCGGUGAGAAGGCUUCGCAUAAUGAGGACCUCGGAGGCCAAUGGACUUGGUCCAAGAUUUCAGGAAAGAAAUGAAAGACAAAGAAGCAAGCUUGUUUAGAAUCACAGCUGCUGAUCAUUUUGAAUGAAGACUAUAGUUUGAAAACACAAGCAACAAAAAACAAGAAACAAGAAAACAAAAACUUAGAGCAUUUUCUCAAGAUUGGUUUUCCACUGCCUUUUUAGUGAUAUUCCAAUUACCAUUAUCUGGUUUUUUGCUGUUCUUUUUUUGUUUUUUGUUUUUGGGUUUUUGUAGGGCAAUAUAUUCAUUUUAGUUUUGUUUUAUAUAGUUUUGUCUACCAUACAGGCUUGUGCUCUUUGACUGAAUGCUGCUUUCUCAUACUGUAAAUAUGGGAGUACUUGAUGUCUAAAACUGUUGAGUUUGCUGCAUUAUUCAAGUAGACUCAAUUUUACAGGGUGAUCCAA
This is a messenger RNA of Carica papaya (papaya), 1368 nucleotides long. It is a transcript of the gene IAA12, whose product is annotated as AUX/IAA transcriptional regulator family protein. Gene Ontology annotation, cellular component: nucleus. Lineage: Eukaryota; Viridiplantae; Streptophyta; Magnoliopsida; Brassicales; Caricaceae. Gene Ontology annotation, biological process: regulation of DNA-templated transcription. The record is from RefSeq and is a predicted model, not a curated record.